Cadophora gregata is the source of this 1902-nucleotide messenger RNA. RefSeq lists its product as uncharacterized. The coding region runs from base 1 to 1902 and encodes 633 amino acids. Gene Ontology annotation, biological process: triglyceride biosynthetic process; lipid storage. Gene Ontology annotation, cellular component: perinuclear endoplasmic reticulum; cytoplasm. Lineage: Eukaryota; Fungi; Ascomycota; Leotiomycetes; Helotiales; Ploettnerulaceae. Gene Ontology annotation, molecular function: phospholipid:diacylglycerol acyltransferase activity. The record is from RefSeq and is a predicted model, not a curated record. The transcript is spliced from 3 exons.
AUGUCCUCCUACCUGCGCAAACGCGGCAAGAAAGACCCUCCUCCCCCACGCGACGACUCUCCCGCCAAAGCCGAGGAAGUCCGACUCGCGCCAGUCUCGAAAAUCAUCUACGACGACAGCGAGAACCCGCAGAAACACAAGCAGCAGAAGACCAAAACCAAGCGCAGAAAUGGCCUCAUAUUCGUGCUGGGAGGUCUCUUUGGGAUCUUGGUUGCGGGCUUCUUUGCGGGGAGGAGUGAUCUGAUCGAUUUCCCAGAGUUUGGGGAUCUCAGUAUGGAUAGCUUGAUGGAUGUCCUGCCUGCAGGCUUUGUGAGGGAUGCGAGGGAUUUGGCGAAAGGGGAAAGAGAGACAGUCAACUACGAUUCGUUUUCUGUGGGACUGAACCUCGUAGCGCAAGGAGUUCGAGCGAAACAUCCUGUCAUAAUGGUGCCUGGCGUCAUAUCAACAGGCCUAGAAUCCUGGGGAACUACAAAUAGCUCGCGGCAAUACUUCAGGAAACGGCUGUGGGGGAGUUGGAGCAUGAUGCGAGCUCUGGUGCUGGACAAGGAGGGCUGGAAGAAACAUAUUAUGUUGGACAAAUAUACAGGACUCGACCCAGCAGGAGGUAUCAAGCUACGAGCAGCGCAAGGAUUCGAUGCGGCGGACUUCUUUAUCACAGGAUACUGGAUUUGGAACAAGAUUCUCGAGAAUCUGGCGACUAUUGGGUACGAUCCUGAUAACUCGUAUACGGCAGCUUACGACUGGAGGCUAUCAUACAAGAAUUUAGAGGUUCGAGAUUCGUACUUCACGAGACUCAAGACAUACUGCGAGAUGGCGUAUAAGACUACGGGCAAGAAGGUUGUGCUGGUUUCGCAUUCUAUGGGGAGUCAGGUUCUGUUUUACUUCUUCCACUGGGUCGCGGCUGAAGAGGGAGGAAAUGGCGGAGAUGACUGGGUCGACAAGUACGUAGAAUCCUGGAUCAAUAUCAGUGGAUGCAUGCUAGGAGCUCUGAAAGGUCUCCCUGCAGUCCUGUCGGGCGAGAUGAAGGAUACAGCCCAACUCAACGCAUUUGCUGUCUACGGACUCGAGAAGUUCUUGAGUCGAGAAGAACGAGCGGAGAUUUUCAGAGCUAUGCCAGGUAUCAGCUCUAUGCUGCCAAUUGGUGGAAACGCUGUCUGGGGCAACAUGACAUGGGCUCCGGAUGAUGCUCCUGGCCAAAAUACCAGCUAUGGUGCAUUUCUGAAUUUCAAGCUUAACAACGGGACUUCGGAGUAUCGAAACUUGACAGUCGAAGACAGCAUGGAUUAUCUGAUGAAUACUACGGAGAAGUGGUAUCAAGACUCUGUGCGAGGGAGCUACUCCCAUGGUGUUGCACACACCACGGCUGAGGUGGAGGCCAACGAGAAAGACCAGAGGAAAUGGAUAAAUCCUCUGGAGACAAGACUUCCUCUCGCUCCAAAUUUGAAGAUCUACUGCUUUUAUGGAAUCGGCAAACCAACCGAGCGCUCUUACUUCUACCGUACGGAUAAGAACCCUCUCUCCUCACUCAACAUUACAAUCGACACAUCCCUCAUCCUACCCGGAAACAAUAUCGACCACGGCGUCAUCCUAGGCGAAGGCGACGGCACCGUCGGCCUCCUCUCCACAGGCUACAUGUGCAACAAAGGCUGGAACAUCCACCGGUACAAUCCGGCCGGCGUGCAAGUCAAAGUCUAUGAGAUGCCUCACGAGCCGGAUAGGUUCAGUCCUCGUGGCGGACCGAACACCGGCGACCAUGUCGAUAUUUUGGGCAGACAGAGUUUGAACGAUCUGAUUCUGAGGGUUGCGGCAGGGAAGGGUGAUGAAAUCGGGGAGUAUGUGGUCAGUAAGAUAAGGGAGUACGCGGAGAAUGUCAAGGUGUAUGAGGAGGAGAAAUAUUUGUGA